AUGGAACGAAGUGCGCGCGCGUGGAUGUCGAUCGUCGUCGUUCAGGCGAUGGGAAGUGUGUGGAUGUGCUACGCGAAGCAGUCGGCCGCCUCGCAUUACACCUCCGCCUCGCCCGCGCUUUCCAGGGCUCACGCACUUCCUCUCGCACUCGUCUGCGUGUUACGGUAAGAAGGUUUGCUGCUUUCAGUUGCAAAAAUGAGUGUAUUUUCGUCUUGUAUGCGAAUUUUGUAUGAAGCAAGACCAGGGAUCUGGACUUUUAACAUUCUAGUCUUAGUUUGGAAUAUCCACCUUAAAAUUGUCAAACCGAUUGGAUCAUCUUACCUGGAUAUAAGGUGAUUUACGGCCGAAAAGCACUGGCUUUUUGCAAAAACUAGGCUCCAGAGUUAAUAAUCCGAUCGAUCUGAAACUUAAACCGAAGGCCGGCAUCUCUUCACCAUUUGUUUGUCCUAAAUCUUCUCUUAUUCUCCAGAAUCGUGUUGAUAUUCGACUUCCGGAACCUGGCGGUCCACAUCGCCCACAUCCUCCUCUCCACCAUCACAGCCAUCCACACGUUCGCCGAAGUGUUCUUCUACCUAUCCAUGUCGUACGGCAUCGUCACCGUCACCGAAGUCACCCUCAACAGCUUCACCGUCGUCGUCAUGGUCACCUUCUUGACGUCUUCCGCCUUCUCGGAACCAUCAACUGUGGAAAAGAGAAGAAAACUCGGAAGGUGA
Molecule: messenger RNA, 713 nt
Organism: Caenorhabditis sp. 36 PRJEB53466
Lineage: Eukaryota; Metazoa; Nematoda; Chromadorea; Rhabditida; Rhabditidae
Source: the annotation of a GenBank genome assembly